AUGGCUCAACUAAAUGUGGAACAGUGUCUGGAAGCACUAACACAAAUCAUAAUACAAAAUAACAAUGGAAACAAUUUCCGUGCGCGAAUUGAAAAAGAAAUCCGGUAUCUAAACGUAUUUACGGGUGACCCCGGUACACUCCCAUCUUUCGCCAGUUCCGUGAAUAAAAUCCUCGCGAAUCAUACCCAUAUUGAAAGACCAACCGUAUAUGAAGUUAUACAUGACACGAAGAUCCAGGGCGCAGCUAAGAACAUCCUGUAUGCAGAACCCCCAACUGACUGGAAUCAAUGUCUAGAGAAGCUAAGAAGACAUUUUCGCCCCUCGAAGGACGAACCCACCAUCACAAAAAAUAUUGGGUCACUUAGAGUAAGUUCGAUAUUAGAAUUAGAUAUAAGACUUAAAAAACUCACCGAAGAAAUAGCAGAAAUCGCGGCGUUUAGUGAAAACGGAGAAUCGAUAGUCUUAAUAUUUAAUAGUAUGCUUGUUCAAAAAGCUAAGGAGUUAGCAGCUGGCGCCUUAGCCCAUGCGUUAGCAGAUAGGUAUAGUAUAGGAGAAGUAAGAGAUAUAAUUAAUAAAUUUAUAGGCCAAGACCAGGGAAAUUUAAAACAAUAUUACAAUUAUAGAUCUGAUAUGAAUAGACAAGUCAGACCAAAUCAUUUUAGUAACAAUUCAAAUCCUAACAGCCAACGCAACUUCCAAACAAAUAACUUCCAUAACAACACAAACAAAUCUGGUCAACAUAAUCUGAAUAAUUCAGGUAUGCAUAGGAACAGGCACAACCAAAACAAUUUAAGCAAUAACCCUAACUCUAAUUACAACCCUAAUAACCCCAAUCGUUCCACGCAGGACAGAGGUUAUAAUCGAAGAAAUAAUUCAGGCAAUUUUAGAAGUCCAGGAGAACCUAUGGACACCCUCUCCGCCUCCUAUCAAAGACAAGUAAACUUGCAGGAUUCGGAUUUUCAGGGAACCAGCCUACAGGCCGAUUACCCUAUAUAA
Eupeodes corollae is the source of this 996-nucleotide messenger RNA. RefSeq lists its product as uncharacterized. Lineage: Eukaryota; Metazoa; Arthropoda; Insecta; Diptera; Syrphidae. The transcript has a single exon. Bases 1 to 996 code for a protein of 331 amino acids. The record is from RefSeq and is a predicted model, not a curated record.